AUGGAAGCAGGCUUCAAUAACACAGCCUCCGACACGGACUUCAACAAUGACAGAAACCUCAGACGACAUCAGGUUGACAUAGAUAUGGAUUUCAUAUUCAAUGUUGUGCAAUGCAUUGUCAUCAGUAUCGGCCUUCUUUUGGUGCUCGUGACCAUCUAUGCUCUUUCCUCUCUGGUACGCCAGGGUCAAGUUGCUCCAAUAUACGUCAUCAACCUUCUCAUUUCAGACAUCGUUCAGCUCUGCUGCAUGAUCGUACUGGUGUCAAAUCCUGAGACUCCCAUGACUCUGUAUGUCUACUUCAGUGGUCUGUUGUCGAGUGUUGGCUUCAUGGUGUGCAUCUCACUGGAAAGGUACCUGGUCAUCGUGCACCCACUGUGGUACCGAUUCAAACGAACCAUCAAGAUCUCUGUGGCGGUCUGUGCCGUGGUCUGGGCCUUACCUCCUGUUUAUUACCUUAUUGUGCUUCCCUGGGUUCCUGUUAUAGGUUCAUGUAUAGUACUCUCUAUUGUCCUCAUCAUUCCCAUCCCACUGUUCAUCUUCUUCCUGGUCAGGACCCUCAGAGCCCUCUCUUCCUCCGUCUCGGUCCACUCUGAUGAAAAACGACGAAUAGUUGGACUUUUGGUGGUGGUGCUGCUCAUUUACACGCUGCUGUUCCUACCCGGCAUCAUUAUCUUACUGUUAUUGAUGGCUGGCUUUAAGUCUUUUAUCCUUCUCUUAAUGUCCAUUAUGUUACUUACUCUGAGUCCUCUGGCAGACAUGCUUCUGUAUAUCUUCAUCAGAAAGCAGAUCAUGGGAAACUGUCUGACCUCUUUGUGUUGUUGCAUAAAGGAGAGCAAUGAUCCCACCACAUCAGCAGUGGAUGUUGACGACAUUUAGACAGAAAGCUUUAAGGAGGCAGAGAGAGAGAAGAGAAAACAGAGCAAAUGUACUCCAUAAUCAGAGUAUAUCCAAAUGCAUGAAUAAGGACCAUGUUUGUCAUGUUGUUAAUCAUCUUUGAAAGCAUGAAAACUAGCUUCACACACUUGUGGAUCUUUAAUAAUUAUAUCUUUUACUUCUGCAGCAACCAGAACUUAGCUUCAUGACUCCUCCCACUCCAUGAGUCAAUUAACAGACGCAGUGAUACAGCUGCUAGGCAAUUGUGAUUACUACUGAUAGUUAGCAUAAGAAAAGCGCUAGGCUAACGUAACUUUCCAUCUCUAUCCAAUUCAGCUUGAGAAGGCAUUUGACAGAGUAGAGUGAGGGUUUCUGAUAAAGGUCUGGAAAAAUCUGGUUUUGGGGAAGAAUUAAUCAAAUGGGUUAAAGUGGUCUACACAGGGCCGAGAGCAUCAGUGCUCACCAACGGACAAACGUCCCCCUUUCUUCAACUCAUACGCUUCCAUCUUCAAAUGUUCUUCAUGGCACAGAAAUAAAUCACAUGAUGAAUUAUGUGUAAA
Molecule: messenger RNA, 1433 nt
Organism: Notolabrus celidotus (New Zealand spotty)
Lineage: Eukaryota; Metazoa; Chordata; Actinopteri; Labriformes; Labridae
Product: G-protein coupled receptor 4-like
Exons: 3
Coding region: 1-876 (291 amino acids)
Biological process (GO): G protein-coupled receptor signaling pathway
Cellular component (GO): membrane
Molecular function (GO): G protein-coupled receptor activity
Source: RefSeq, a predicted model, not a curated record